This is a messenger RNA of Trichophyton rubrum CBS 118892, 384 nucleotides long. RefSeq lists its product as uncharacterized. Gene Ontology annotation, molecular function: structural constituent of ribosome. Bases 1 to 384 code for a protein of 127 amino acids. The transcript is spliced from 2 exons. Gene Ontology annotation, cellular component: mitochondrial small ribosomal subunit. The record is from RefSeq and is a predicted model, not a curated record. Gene Ontology annotation, biological process: mitochondrial translation. NCBI's taxonomy places the organism in Eukaryota, Fungi, Ascomycota, Eurotiomycetes, Onygenales, Arthrodermataceae.
AUGCCUCCCAAGUCAGCGGCAACUGCAGGGACAAUCCGACUCCAGUCCCUCCCACGAUUGAAGAUCAAGAGUCCCAUGAAAUAUGACCAGAACCCAUGCCUUGCUGCUAUGACUGCUGUCCUCAGUAAGUUCCUUCCAUGGAUCAAUUGGUGGUUCAAGAAGUACCUGGGUUGUGGAAAUGCAAGAACGGUAGCUAACAUCAGUUUCAUCAUUUUAGACUGCUGGGGAGCCACGGGAUAUAGUGUCCAAGGAUGCUUAGCACUGGAACAGCAAUUACGAUUAUGCACAGACUCACAUCCUACAAAAGUCAAAAGAAAGAAUACUGUCAACUACCAUCUUGCUCGAAUGUUCCGCAUGAUCUCACCCCGAAGGAAGGAGAAAUAA